AUGAGGACUGCAAAACUAUCUGAUGGCUAUUCAGUGUCAUCAAGCGAAGAUGAUUUUGAUGAAGAUCUAAUUAAAAAGAAGCACAUUAUGUUUACGAGUGAAGAUGAUGAAAAAUUGAAAAAUAUUGUUGAAGAAUAUUAUCUGAACGAUUUGAAAAAGAUUAACUGGACUUUUGUGUCAUCAUUGAUGUCAAACAAGAACAGACGUCAAUGCAAAGACAGAUACAUCAAUUAUCUUCGUGAUGGAUUAAACUAUGGCAAAUUUACUAAAGAAGAAAACUAUCUUCUUCUUUGCAAAGUUGAAGAGUUUGGCAAUAAAUGGAAAAUGAUUGCUAAGUUUUUUAAAAACCGAACUGACGUCAUGAUUAAAGCCCAAUAUCGUAAGCUGAUGCGCCGCCAUGCCACUAUAGAUAAUGUCAUAUUUAUUAAUGUAGAUACUCACCGAAGAGCAAAAUACCAACGAAAACAUUUUAAAGAAAAUAAAAGUCAGCAAAAAACUGAAAUCCCCAAUAAGAAUGAUGAAAUUCUAAAUGAACUGGAGUUUGAUGAUGAGUUUCUUAUCGAUAAAUACUUCCAAGAUCCAAAAAUAGAAGAAUUUUCAAUCUUCUAA
Messenger RNA from Trichomonas vaginalis G3, 609 nucleotides. RefSeq names its product RNA polymerase II transcription regulator recruiting protein. Lineage: Eukaryota; Parabasalia; Trichomonadida; Trichomonadidae. Gene Ontology annotation, molecular function: DNA-binding transcription factor activity, RNA polymerase II-specific; RNA polymerase II cis-regulatory region sequence-specific DNA binding. The transcript has a single exon. Gene Ontology annotation, cellular component: nucleus. Gene Ontology annotation, biological process: regulation of DNA-templated transcription. Bases 1 to 609 code for a protein of 202 amino acids. The record is from RefSeq and is a predicted model, not a curated record.